AUCUUUCAGGUAGAUAGUGGCACUUAGUUUUUUAGACUAGGUUUCACUCCUGUAGCCUCAGCAUGGCAUUUGUGUUAGGAGCUCUGAAAAGUGCAUUAGUUGGCACAGACACUGCCCCCUAUGAAGUGGUCAACAAGCACAAGGAGAACUAUGAAGAACGCUUGUAUCCCCCAAUGAAGUGGGUCACCACACAGCUAAAGGGAACAUCAAGGUCAGCCAUCCAGAAGACCAUGUUCCAUACUCUCUUCGAUUUCAUCAAUGGAAAGAAUGAAACUGGGAAAAAAAUGGAUAUGACAACUCCUGUGACAAUGCUGUAUAGACUCUGUCCUGAAGAAGAGGGAAAGAGUGAGGAAGAUGAGAAAAAGGAAGAGACAGGCAAUGAAGAAGGCAACAAGAAAGGAGAAAAUGAAGAGCAUGGCAAAAAAGACAAGGAAGGGAAAGAUGAAAAAGCAAAACAGUGGGAAUUCACAAUGGGCUUUUAUAUCCCUCCCAACUUCCAAGAAAGCCCCCCCAAACCAUCAGCUGAGAAUGUUUCUAUCCUGGAGAACCCUGAGAUGCGCAUUGUUUCCAGGACAUUUGGAGGCUAUGUCAAGGAUGAAGAAUGGCUGAAAGAAGCUGAAGAAUUCAAAAAAGUACUUCAAGAUAAGGGAGAGCAGAAAGUGGACCUGACACAUUACUAUACUGUUGGCUAUGAUCCUCCUUUCAAACCAUUUGGAAGAAGGAAUGAAAUCUGGUUCAUAAAAAAGGAAGCUGAUGAACACAGUGUGAAGAAGGAGGAGGAAGAAGUUAAGGAAGAGAAGAAGGAAGAGGAAAAUAAGAAAGAAGACUCCAAGGAAGAAGAAACUAAAGAAAGUGAGAAGUCUGAAGAAGCUAAAGCUGAAUAAAACAUAAGUAUAUGGAUUCACAUGUCACACAGGUGAAUCUUUUACCUGUAUCCAACUUGGUUGCCACAACAUGAACAGAAAAAAGAAAUCAUCUGCCUCUACUGUGGAUAUUGAAUGUCAGUGAUUGAUGGCUGUAUGUAUGAUGUGUUCUUAGAAAUAUCUGGGGAAAAAACAUCACUCGUCAAAUCCGUUGUAGUCACCAUGACUGUGAAUCUAACCUCUCCACCCAUUUUCCUUGCUUGCACUAGAUGUAGAUCUGAUCACUUGAUUUAGAUCUGUUUGUCUCAGAGUUGUCUGCCCCAUAUUGCACUAUUUUCAUAUUUUUCAGUAUGUUUGUGCUCUUGCUUUUUAUGUCCUUGAAAGUGAAUUGAUUCUUAAGAUGAGUCUUUUGAGUUGAAUGAAUUCUUUUUGAACCAUUGUUUUUUUCAUUGCAUUGUGCUUGUGGUUGUUUUCUUAUCUUGUGCCUUUCCUUUUCUUUUUUUCUUUUUUUAUUCAUCCAAUCAUGAAACAGGGAGGAAACAUGUCUCAAAGAGUUUUUCAAGUCAAAGUCUGGAAUCUCCAAUGAAUAUUCCAUGUGAUAAGCAUUGCUCUCAAAUUGGUGUUGAUCUCUUGAAUUUCUAUGUUACUUCCUUUCCUGUGAUUGCUCUCUUGUACAUUAAAGCAGGCAAAGGAAAUAUCAUCUUCCUUUUUUUUUGUCAGUGUAGUGAUUUCAGUAAUAGCCGAGUCCUUCUUUCAUCCUCGUGAUCCACUACCUUAUUUAAUUACAUAUCCCAAUGGGAAGUCUUUAUAAGGCUGACUCAAUGAUUUUAUUGCAUGGAAAGGCCUUUCCUCAUGCCAAAGGAAUGAAUGAAUUUGCCUUGCAAGAGUUUGCCCUUGGGACUGUAUCAUCCUCAUGAUCACCAUCACAAAUUCUUAAGACUACUGCAUCGUUCACUGUUUGUUGAUUUCUAUAGCUAAUUUGGGAGUUAGCUUGGACUUCAGAUUGCACCUCAGAUUGGCUGUCAUUGUUGGAGGUUCCUCUGCUUCUCUUAUGCUUCAUUGUAAAUGUGCACAAUGGGGAUAACAUUAACUUCAGUCAUGGCGUUGAAGCUUGUACAUGAAUUAGUCAUUCACAUUCCACUUUACUGGUUAUUUCAUAUAAAGUCCUUGAGUAUUUGUCAGAGUUGUGUCAUUCUUGGGCAUUUCGUCAAUGAUUGGGCAGUGUAGGUCUUAUUUUAUUUUUUUGGCCUUUUGUUUUAUCUUGUUCAAAGGUUUCUUUAGCAAUUUCACAGGAUAUUUUGGCAAAUACUUUUCUACUCCUUUAUGUCUUUCUUCUAUUCUCUUUGGUGCUACAGCUAGCCAUGAAAACCUCCAAUCCUAUACUGUGAACAAAAAAUGUACAGAGUGUGCACACACUGGUGAGAGUCUUGCUGUUGUCAUGGUUCCAUUAUGAAAUUACCAUUAUGUGGUGUCCUCCAGUCUGUGUCAGCUGGAGAGUUGAAUGUGUUUCAUCUGCUUGCAUACGCACUUGUCAAUCUCAUUCAUGUACCAAGAUGCAUGUGAUGGACCUAUUGAUAUAAAUAAAUGUGAUGACUUCGUGUA
Molecule: messenger RNA, 2465 nt
Organism: Darwinula stevensoni
Lineage: Eukaryota; Metazoa; Arthropoda; Ostracoda; Podocopida; Darwinulidae
Source: the annotation of a GenBank genome assembly